AUGUCAGGUAUUAAAAUUGCAGAAAAGUUGGCCAAGAUCGCAAUUCCUCUUGGUGUUUGUGUUUCGUUUAUGGACUAUUCGAUGUACGAUGUGAAAGGUGGAUCGAGAGCCGUUAUCUUUGAUCGUAUCCAAGGUGUGAAACAGGCUGUUGUGGGAGAAGGUACCCAUUUCCUGGUGCCUUGGUUGCAGAAGUCGGUGAUUUUCGAUAUCAGAACCAAGCCCAAGAAUAUCACUACGAAUACCGGGACCAGAGAUUUGCAGAUGGUUUCAUUGACGUUGCGUCUACUGCAUCGUCCGGAUAUUGUUCAAUUGCCCAUGAUCUACCAAAACCUGGGUCUUGAUUAUGACGAAAGAGUGUUGCCAUCCAUUGGUAAUGAAGUCUUGAAGUCGAUUGUGGCGCAGUUUGAUGCGGCAGAGUUGAUUACUCAAAGAGAGAUAGUGUCUCAAAGGAUCCGUAAGGAAUUGAACCAUCGUGCGAAUGAGUUUGGUAUCAGACUGGAGGAUGUUUCCAUUACACACAUGACGUUUGGGCCUGAGUUUACCAAGGCUGUGGAGCAGAAACAGAUUGCCCAGCAAGAUGCAGAACGUGCCAAGUUUUUGGUGGAGAAGGCGGAACAAGAGCGUCAAGCGUCUGUGAUUCGCGCGGAAGGUGAGGCGGAAUCUGCAGAGGUGAUUUCUCGAGCAUUACAAAAAGCUGGCGAUGGGUUAUUGUUGAUCCGUAGACUGGAGACGUCGAAGGAGAUUGCAGAGACGUUGGCAGGGUCGCCCCACGUGACGUACUUGCCUGGUGGUGGCAACCAAGCCGAGGAUGCGUCGAAGAACAGUUUGCUGUUGAACCUUGGGCGUUGA
Messenger RNA from Henningerozyma blattae CBS 6284, 849 nucleotides. RefSeq names its product prohibitin subunit PHB1 (gene PHB1). Lineage: Eukaryota; Fungi; Ascomycota; Saccharomycetes; Saccharomycetales; Saccharomycetaceae. Gene Ontology annotation, biological process: mitochondrion organization. The record is from RefSeq and is a predicted model, not a curated record. Gene Ontology annotation, cellular component: mitochondrion; membrane. Bases 1 to 849 code for a protein of 282 amino acids. The transcript has a single exon.